CGUAUUGGGCGGUGCUGUGUGGCGCUUUGCGGAAGUUGGAUCUACGCAGGCGCAGGUAUCCUGCUGUCGUCCAAUCGGGAGCAAGCAAGACAGAUCACCUCCCGGCAAGCUCCCUGUGCCUCUACGCCCCGCCUCUUUCGUUGCCUGGGCGGUGUGACCCGUUUCUUGCUUCCGACCAAUCCGGUGCCUUUUCCUUUGCGCUUUGAAGCGCUGGAGAGGCAGAGAGCAGUUCCGGUCGUCGGGCCUGAGCCAGGUGCGCCCGCUUUUCCUUCAGUUCUGGAAUUUUCCUACCUUUGAAUGCUGCUGUUACCUAUGGCCAUAGCACCCAGAGCGUGCUCGUCUGAUCCCAGAAGCUAAGCAGAGUUGGGCCUGGUUAGUGCUUGGAUGGAUGCUACUGUUCAUAUGGAGAAGAUCGAGGAAUGCAUUGCAAAUCUGCGUAUUGUUAAAUGUUCCUCAAAACCAAAAGAACCCACUUACUUACUUGGCAUACACACAUCAAAGACUGUACAGGCAGAAAGAGCAAGUUUGGUUGCUGUCCUAUGUUCUAAUUCAUCAAUAAGAAUAUAUGAUAAAGAGACAUUAAAUGUGCUGCGAGAAGUUAGUGGACAUCCUGGACUUCUCAGUGGAGUCAAAUUUUCAAAUUCCUGUGACAGUGUAUAUUCAGCAAGCACUGAUGGCACUGUAAAACGGUGGGAUGCUCGAUUAGCCGGUGGAAAGCCUGUUCAGCUGUUCAAGGGUUACCCUUCUAAUCUUUUUAUUAGUUUUGAUAUCAGCUGUAAUGAUCAUGUUGUUUGUGCUGGUACAGAAAAAGUUGGCGAAGAUACGUUGUUGGUAUUUUGGGAUGCGAGAGUUAGUUCUGAGGCUCUGUCCACUACUAGAGACCCACUUGGUGCAUACUCAGAGACCCAUAGUGAUGACAUCACACAAGUGUGUUUCCAUCCCAGCAAUCCCAACAUGAUCGUCACAGGUUCCACUGAUGGCCUGGUAAACGUGUUUGAUAUCAGUGCCGAUGAUGAAGAACGUGCACUGGUGACAACGUGUAACUCAGCUUCCUCGGUGAGCUGCAUUGGUUGGUCUGGGAGAGAUUAUAAGCAGAUUUACUGCAUGACACAUGACGAAGGAUUUUGUUGGUGGGAUCUUAAUCAUUUAGAUACUGAGGAGCCAUUUACACGUUUGAACAUCAAGAACAUCAGAGAAAUAGUUAACAUGAAGGAAGAUCGUUUGGAUUAUUUGAUUGGAGGCUUAUAUCAUGAAAAGAUGGACAGAUUAUUUGUUAUUGGAGGAACACACACAGGGAGGAUUGACUUAAUGACCUGCACCCCGUCAGGACUAACCCCCGUGAGCAGCCUCAAGAGAGGACACACUGCCACGGUUCGUUCUUUCUGUUGGGAUGUGCAGGAUGAUUCUUUGCUGACAGGAGGAGAAGAUGCACGUUUGGUACUUUGGAAAUCAGGAGCUGGAGAGAACACAUUGAAAGAUAGCACGAAAAGAGCAUUCUCCAAGUGCCAGCAAGUACCCAUUGAUAGUAACAACUCUUACAAGAGAAGGAAAAAACAGUGAUGUUAUACAGCAUUAAAAGUUUACUUCAGGGACUGGGGAUUUAGCUAGUGGUUCUGCCACCUGCUUUGCGGGCACAAAGUCCCAAGUUCGAUCCCCGGUACCAAAAAUAAAAAGUUUACUUCAGAGGCUUUAUAAUCUCAAGUAAAUUUUCUGGUGUACUACUUCUGGUAGAUGUGUUUAAAGCUUGUAGGUUAAAACAAGUAAGUUAGCUAGCAGUUCUGGACAAAUUUUGGAAAUUGUUUAAUUUA
This is a messenger RNA of Fukomys damarensis (Damara mole-rat), 1808 nucleotides long. RefSeq names its product WD repeat domain 89 (gene Wdr89). Gene Ontology annotation, molecular function: protein binding. The record is from RefSeq and is a predicted model, not a curated record. Lineage: Eukaryota; Metazoa; Chordata; Mammalia; Rodentia; Bathyergidae. The transcript has 2 exons. Bases 385 to 1560 code for a protein of 391 amino acids.